AUGGGUUCUGUUGAGCUUGAUAAUGCAAACCCCACCAUCCUGAGUGCGGCCGAACUUCCCAGCCGCAGGGAAGGGCGAAAGAUAAAGGAGCUUUCUUCUGGAAAUCAUGGAAUCCGCGAUCUCUUGAUGGGCAAUCCGAGCUAUGCAAUAGACCCGUUUUAUAUGUCCGAUUUUUCAGACACAGAUACAGACGACUCCACCCUGGAACCUAUUGAUGAACAAGAGAUUUACGACUUGAUCGCUCCAAUACAGGACCCCGAACAUCCCUUAUCACUCGCGUCUCUUGGGGUUGUCAAGCUUGAAGAUGUUCACCUUACCUCCCCUCCGGACCUUACAACCGCCACUGCGCUUUCGCGUGUUCUCGUGGAACUCACCCCUACUGUCACACAUUGUUCACUUGCAACUGUUAUCGGCCUCGGCGUUCGAGUGCGUCUCGAACAAGCUCUUCCGCCGAGUUACCGGGUUGAAGUGAAAAUCAAAAAGGACACCCACAGCCAGGCCGAUGAAGUCAAUAAGCAGCUAGCAGACAAAGAACGCGUGGCGGCAGCACUGGAAAAUGCGAAUCUUAUGGGUAUCCUGCGGAAAAUGAUGAAGCCGUGUCUCGAAUCCUAG
Molecule: messenger RNA, 612 nt
Organism: Venustampulla echinocandica
Lineage: Eukaryota; Fungi; Ascomycota; Leotiomycetes; Helotiales; Pleuroascaceae
Product: FAM96B-like protein
Exons: 2
Coding region: 1-612 (203 amino acids)
Biological process (GO): iron-sulfur cluster assembly
Source: RefSeq, a predicted model, not a curated record